AUGUCGACCAUUGAAACUAAUGCCAAACUUUCCGUCUCCACUGAAGACGUGAAUAACACUCCUGCUUCUGGACAAGCAAAUGGAGGUCUUUCUACUCCUCUUCCUCAGUCUGCCAUCGAAGGCUUCGACCGUUGGAUCAAGGACUUUCAGAAAUAUGAGUCUGUCCUGAAUGAAAUGGCCAAAGUGACUGCAGAUCCCAAGUUUAAGGAGGAACUUGCUACUAUCGAGCACUGGUUCAAAGUUCUGAAUGAGCCUGAGAGGACUGCAGCACUGUAUACUCUUCUUCAGAGCUCUACUCAGGACCAGCUUCGUUUCUUCGUUGCUGUUCUGCAACAAAUGAUCCGACCGGAGGAGCCUAAGGCUGUGCCUAAUUCUCGCAAAGCUCCUGAACCAGCUGCUCAAGUUAAGCCCAAGCUUGGGAAGCUCGCAUUCCGUCCCCCUAGCUUGAACAUCGAUGACCUUGAAUCGCCGAUCACCCCAACACCGGCUCAUGAACAAACUCAUCACAGUCUUCUUGCACAGGCGGCAUUGAACCGCGAAGCUAUUCGCCAGAACACGCCUGCUACGGAGAGCUGGGCCAACAUGGUCAAUACUCCUUUGAUCCCCAUGUUCCAAAAGGACGUUGGAAAAGAAGCAAAACCGGCCGCAGGAUCUACCAAUUCACUGCCCGGCUUCUCGGGAAUCAAUCCUUAUACUUUGAAUAUGCUUGCCAACGCCGGUCUUUCAGCUGAAGCCCAAGUCCUUGCCGCUCAGUUGGUCAUGAGCGGUCUCGUUCAACCCACUGGUCUUGCUCCUCCUUCUUCGGCGAAGCCUAAAAAGGCACAAGGACCUACUAACUGGAGAACUCCGACAAGUGCUCGUUAUCCUGCCAGCGCUCUCAGGAGCAGUGGCUUGCGUCCUAGUAGCGGUUUGAAGAGCGCUGGCCUGAAGAGUAGCGGUCUAGGACCCACUCCUGCUACGCCACUGAGCGCCGUUGAUUCUCCUCGUGAAGAGGAAUUCGAGCCUGAGAUGCUCAACGACAUCCCGACUUGGUUGAGAAGUCUCCGCCUACACAAAUAUACUUCAGCCUUUGAUGGACUUACCUGGCAAGAGAUGGUUGUUCUUGAUGAUGCAACUUUGGAAGCUAAAGGGGUAGCAGCUCUCGGUGCCCGCAGGCGCCUGCUGAGGACCUUUGAACACGUCAGAAAGAGGAUGGGAAUGGACGAACCAACUAGUGCCACUCCCACAACAAGCGCGAUUCCGACAGGGGCGGCCUUUGCGGCGGCCCCUGAAGUUGAUCGCGUUCCCCACAGUGCACUCCCUCGGUCGAAAUUGUCGAUCAAUUCGCCUAUCUUCACUCCGUCCUGGGACUCCUCCAAAGUCCCGAACAGUGCAACGCCCACCGUGUCUGCUACCGAACCUCCUGCCACUACCACUGAAAGUGUCGUAGUUGCUAGUAGUUCCCCAGCCUAG
This is a messenger RNA of Psilocybe cubensis, 1452 nucleotides long. RefSeq lists its product as uncharacterized. Gene Ontology annotation, cellular component: P-body. Bases 1 to 1452 code for a protein of 483 amino acids. Lineage: Eukaryota; Fungi; Basidiomycota; Agaricomycetes; Agaricales; Agrocybaceae. The record is from RefSeq and is a predicted model, not a curated record. Gene Ontology annotation, molecular function: mRNA binding; translation repressor activity; protein binding. Gene Ontology annotation, biological process: nuclear-transcribed mRNA poly(A) tail shortening. The transcript has 4 exons.